Molecule: messenger RNA, 843 nt
Organism: Gorilla gorilla gorilla (western lowland gorilla)
Lineage: Eukaryota; Metazoa; Chordata; Mammalia; Primates; Hominidae
Exons: 1
Source: RefSeq, a predicted model, not a curated record
AUGACCUCAUUGACCCGCGGCAUGCAUCUGACCUCAUCCACCUCCUGCAGCUGUCAGUCCUCCGGGACCUCAUUCACCUCCUGCAGGUGUCGGUCCUCCGGGACCUCAUCCACCUCCCGAAGCUGUUGGUCCUCCGGGACCUCAUCCACCUCCUGCAGCUGUUGGUCCUCCGGGACCUCAUCCACCUCCUGCAGCUGGUGGUCUUCCGGGACCUCAUUCACCUCCUGCAGCUGUUGGUCCUCUGGGACUUCAUCCAUGCCCUGCAGCUGUAGGUCUUCUGGGACCUCAUCCACCUCCUGCAGCUGUUGGUCCUCUGGGACCUCAUCCACCUCCUGGAGCUGUAAGUCUUCUGGGACCUCAUCAACAUGCUACAUGUGUCUGUCUUCCGGGACCUCAUCCACCUCCUACAGCUCUUGGUCCUCCCAGACCUCAUCCACGUCCAGCAUGUGUCUUCCCUCCAGGACCUCAUCCAUCUUUUAUAGCUGCCUUCCUCUAGGACAUCAUUUACCUUUUUGUUCUGUGAGGCCUCUGGGACCUCCGACUACAUCUCCACUUAGUAACCUCUGGAUCCUCAGCCACCCCUUCUAGCUGGGUGGCGUCUGGCCCCUCAAUAACCACCUUCACAUGAAUCUCCUCGGUUACUUCAAUAAUCUCCAUUUGUGGCCUCUGGGACUUCAGCCACUUCCUCCACCAGGGUCUCCUCUAGUACAUCUGCCACCUCCUCCACUUGGCUGGCCUCUGCUAUCUGAACUCCUCCAGGACCUCAACCAGCUCCCCUACCCAUUGUUGCCUGUAGGACCUCGACCACCACCUCCACAUGUACUACUUGGUAUGUUUAUCUGA